AUGAGGAAGUCACGUGUGGCGCCGUUGAAGCAGACCACCAUUCCACGUAUGGAGUUGACUGCUGCAGUUGUUGCUGUUAACACAGACAAAAUGCUGAAAGAUGAACUGGAACUGGAAUUGCUUGAAUCUGUAUUUUGGACUGAUAGUACCACUGUUUUGAGAUAUAUUGACAAUGAAGGUCUGCGUUUCAAAACGUUUGUGGCCAACAGGAUUGCCGUUAUAAGGGAGUCGACCAGACCACAACAGUGGAGGUACGUCAACACCUCAAUGAACCCAGCUGAUUGUGCAUCCAGAGGACUUACUUGUGAAAAGUUCAUGAAAAACAUGAGUUGGAUCCACUGUCCUUCUUUUCUCAAAGAACCAGAGAAUAAGUGGCCUGAAACAAAUCAUGACUUAUCAACAAAAAUGGAUGACAGUGAGGUUAAACACUUAGCUUCAGUGAACCUUGUGUGUGCAGUGGAUGGCACAGAUGCUGUGAACAAUUUGAUCAAUUAUUACUCUGAUUGGUACAAAUUAAAGAGAGCUGUGGCAUGGAUCCUUCGUUUUAAGGAGAUAAUUAUACAGCGCAGCAAAACAGCCAAAGACAAAGAAGUUCAGAGUUGUGAGACAAAACCCACAGCAGAAAACUGCAAAGCUCUAACAAUAAAGAUUAGAGCAAAGGCUGUAGAGCAGAAGAUGUCAGAGCUGCCACAUGACAGAAUAAUGCCAGAUCAACCACCCUUCACCAAUGUUGGAGUAGACUACUUUGGACCAUCAAUGGACAACUUUGUCAUUAACACUUUGACAGACUGGCAGCUGACAGACCUUGUGACUUGUCUAAAGAUUUAA
Carassius carassius (crucian carp) is the source of this 828-nucleotide messenger RNA. RefSeq lists its product as uncharacterized. The record is from RefSeq and is a predicted model, not a curated record. The transcript has 3 exons. The coding region runs from base 1 to 828 and encodes 275 amino acids. Lineage: Eukaryota; Metazoa; Chordata; Actinopteri; Cypriniformes; Cyprinidae.